GUCUCCUCAACACCUCCACCACCCGCGGCCCUACUGCUGCCGCGCGCUCUGGCCGCUCCUGCUCUCAACCACCACGACGGCGUGGUCAUCGCCGAGCGUGUCCCGCUCGUUCUCCAACUGCAGCCGCCGAACUACUCCUCUUAGCGCCUGAUGUUCGAGCUCCUCUUCCAGCAGUGCGGCCUCACGGAUCACAUCACCGGCGAGCCCCAUCUCAACGACCCGGCCUGGCUGCAGGACGACGCCCUCAUCGUCUCCCGGAUCUAUUUCCGCGUCUCGCCGGAGAUCCUCGGCCUCAUCAUCACGCCUGCGCCCACGGCUUCUACGAUCUGGCAGGCUGUGCGUGGCCUCUUCCUCGACAACAUGGAGAUGCAGGCGAUCUACAUCGGGAACUCCCCCAGCACCCUGGAACAGGGCGACUCGCCGGUGCUCGCGUACUUCGGCCAGCUCAAUGAGUAUGCCGAUCAGCUCCGUGAUCUCGGCGAACCCCUCACCGAUCGCAGUUGGUGAUGCAGAUGUUCCGCGGCCUCGACGAACGCUUCCACGUCUACAUCCUGAUCCUCUCCGGCCGGACGCCCUUCCCCUCCUUCCUCGAGUGCCGUGCGUUUCUCUCCCUGGAGGAGAAGGGCAAGGCCACCACUCGGGUCUCCCACAACACAGCUCUCCACGCGGCGGCCAACACUGGCAACUCCGGCUCCAGGAACACCAGUGAUAACUCCAACAACUGUGGCGGCUAGAACAAGGGAAAAGGAAAAGGACGCCAGCAACAGCAGAUCGGUGCCUCCUCCACCUCGCCGGGCCACAAUCGCUCCACCGCGCCGAUCCCUCCUCUGCCUGCACCGACCACUCACCCCUGGGCCGGGCUGGUGCACGCCUGGCCUGUCCCAUGGCGUCCUCACGUCCCCGGCUCAGGGAUCCUUGGACCGCGACCCAUGGUGCCGCCCGCGUUCGCCGGCGCAUCUGCUCACGUCCCUGUGCCGUCUGCGUACCCGUCUGCACCACCAUCGGUCCCGGCUCCGUCUGCGCCUGCCUCGGAUCAACAGGGCCUGAUACAGGCUCUCAAUGCGCUCUCCACCCAGACUGCUGCUUCGCCGACCGGUGACUGGUACGUCGACACCGGCGCCACUGCCCACAUGACCGCGGAUCCUGGAUCGGCGCACCAAGGUGGUCCUCCUCCGCUGUGAUUCCUCCGACGAUCUGUACCAGCUCCGCCCCACGCAGCACUACCUGAGCCUCCACACUGCCACGACGCACACUGAUCUUUGGCACCAACGUCUAGGCCACCCUGGGCGCGAGUUCCUCUCCGACGUGCCGCAUGCUGUCACUCCCCAUCGCCCCUCAUCAUCGUCUCACACUUGUCAUGCGUGCCAAUUAGGGAAAAACACUCGUCUUCCAUUUAGUUUGUCUUCUCACGUGUCAUAUAUUCCGUUUAGUUUGGUUUAUUGUGAUUUGUGGACAUCCCCUGUGUUAAGUGUCUCUGGGUUUCAAUACUAUCUGUUGUUACUCGAUGAUUACAGUCAUUACUCCUGCUAUUCACCGCUUCCACGCUUUCUUGCAGACCCAAUUCCACCUCCCUCUCCUUACCAUUCAGACCAACAAUGGCCGUGAAUUCGACAACCAUGCUAGCCGGACCUUCUUUGCUUCUCACGGCAUCCAACCCCGUAUGUCCUGCCCCUACACGUCCUCCCAAAACGGGCGUGCCGAGCGAGCUCUACGCACCCUCAACGACAUCACCCGCACCCUCAUGUUUCAUGCCUCCAUGCCUCUCCGGUUUUGGGUUGACGCUCUGGCCACGGCAACCUUCCUGCUCAAUCGGCGCCCAUGUCGCCCUUGCCAACUCACCACUCCCUUCGAGCUUCUCUAUGGCGUGCCUCCAGACUACAGCCCUCUCCGCGUAUUCGGUGGCCUAUGCUAUCCCAACACCCUUAGCACCACACCACAUAAGCUCGCCCCACGUUCCACGGCCUGCACCUUCCUCGGUUACUCCCCCGAUCACAAGGGCUACGUUGCCUCGACAACUCUUCCCAACGUGUCAUCGUGUCCCGUCACGUUUUCUUCGAUGAACACAUCUUUCUGUUCGCCCAAACCACCCCACCUCCUGCCUUAUCCGAUCCCAACCACUCCCGACGCAACCUCCCUUCGGGAUCCCCACUGCCCGCUUCUCCGUUUCUUCCGGCCGCGCCUUCCAUCCCUCCACGCCCACCCCGCGUUUCUCCCUCACCUUCCGCGCCGCAAUCUCCUGCCACCCCACCUCCUUCGGCGGCUCCAUCGCCUGCCGCAAUCCCUGCCGCAGUUACUAUCCCUGCCGCAAAUCCUGCCGCCAUUCCUGCCGCGGCACGCUCUCCUGUCGCAAAUCCUGCCGCCAGUCCUGCCGCGGCACCCUCCCCUGCCGCAACUCCUGCCGCCAGUCCUGCCGCGGCACAAUCCCCUCCCGCAAGUCCUGCCGCCACUCCUGCUGCGCCCCCUCCCGAGCCUGCCGCUCCACACCCCACACAUUCCAUGCGUACCCGCGCCCAAUCAGGCAUCUUCUUCCCCAACCCCAAGUAUAGCCUCUCCUGCACCACUUCUACCUCCAUUUCACCCCUUCCCACCUCUGUGCGCACAGCUCUGCGGGAUCCUUGUUGGCUAACAGUGAUGCAGGACGAGUAUCGGGCGUUGAUGGAGAAUCCGCACCUGGACACUGGUGCCUCGACCGGCCGGCGCCAACAUUGUCUCCAGGAAGUGGCUCUUCCGGCACAAGCUCCGGUCAGAUGGUAGCCUCGACCGCUACACGGCGCGAUGGGUGCUUCGUGGCUUCUCGCAACAACCGGGCGUCGACUUCGACGAAACCUUCAGCCUGGUCGUCAAAUCGGCCACGGUCCGCACCGUCCUCGCCGUGGCUGCCGCUCGGGACUGGCCCGUCCAUCAAAUGGACGUGAACAACGCCUUUCUUCACGGCUUCCUGCGGGAACUGGUCUACUGCCAGCAGCCCGCCGGCUUCGUCGACGACCGCUACCCCGAUCACGUGUGCCUGCUGGAUCGGUCCCUCUACGGCCUCAAGCAGGCGCCCCGGGCCUGGUACGACCGCUUCACGGCGUAUCUGCGCACCAUCGGCUUCAUUGUCACUUGGUCGGACCACUCCCUGUACGUGCUUCGCAGCGGCGCCGACACGGCGUUUCUUCUUCUCUACGUCGACGACAUUGUCCUCACGGCCUCCUCCGACGCCCUGCUGCGCAUGGUCACCGCCCAGCUGCGCUCUGAGUUCUCCAUGAAGGACUUAGGGCCGUUGCAGUUCUUCCUCGGCAUCCGCGUCUCCUGGAGCCCGGCAGGCUUCUUCCUCGACCAAGAACAGUAUGCCGAAGACCUGCUCGAGCGUGCCUGCAUGACGGCCUGCAAGCCGGCCUCCACGCCAGUUGAUACGCGGACAAAGCUGGAUGCUGACUCUAGUGCUCCAGUCGCGAACGUCUCGGAGUAUAGAAGCAUCGUUGGUGCCUUGCAGUACCUCACGAUGACUCGCCCGGAUCUCCAGUACGCGGUGCAGCAGGCGUGCUUCUUCAUGCACGCCCCUCGGGAGCCCCACCUUGCUCUGGUGAAGCGCAUCCUGCGCUACGUCCGUGGCACGUCGUCCCUCGGUCUACAUCUUCGCCGCUCUGCCAAGCUGGACCUUGUCACCUACUCCGACGCGGACUGGGCCGGGUGCUCGGACACGCGCCGUUCUACAUCGGGUUACACGGUAUUCCUUGGCGAUGCGCUCGUCUCCUGGUCUUCGAAGCGCCAGCCCACUGUGUCCCGCUCCAGUGCGGAGGCGGAGUACCGGGGCGUCGCCAACGCCGUCGCGGAGAGCUGCUGGCUCCGUCAGCUGCUGGGCGAGCUCCACGUCCACCUCGACAGGAGCACGGUGGUCUAAUGCGACAACAUCUCCUCCGUCUACAUGGCUGCACCCACGAUCUCUUGUACAACUCACGAUAUAAAUAUGAGAGCCAUGCAAUGGCCGGCACCUACGGUGCAUUCUCUCACUCUCUCUCAAAAUCUUAAUCUUCUACACUUAGAUCACAUAUCAGUCCAAAUGGAGUAGACUUGCAAUAAAGGAUAUGAAUCAGGCCUCCAAAAAAACUGAACUGCCUGACUCCUGAGUGUUCCUUUUCAGUUUAUUUUCCAUUCCCAGAUUUAUUUCUCGUCCCUCAAAAACAAUUCAUACUUUUUUCGUCCCUCAACUUUCAAAACCGGACACUUUUAGUCCUUAAGGCUAUCCGGAGCAGUUUGUCUAGCCACGUGUCCGGUUUGCACUUAAUCCCGUGACCGCCGAGGCUGUUGAAAUUGGCCGUCGUCGUGCUUUGGAUCUCGUCCAGGCACUGAUUGUACUUCUCCUCCAUCUGCAUCAUCCAUAUCUUGAUUGGAAAAA
Molecule: messenger RNA, 4378 nt
Organism: Brachypodium distachyon (stiff brome)
Lineage: Eukaryota; Viridiplantae; Streptophyta; Magnoliopsida; Poales; Poaceae
Exons: 2
Coding region: 2906-3883 (325 amino acids)
Biological process (GO): DNA integration
Molecular function (GO): nucleic acid binding
Source: RefSeq, a predicted model, not a curated record